UGGGGUCCCUGUGGGAACACCGCCCCAACUUCUUGUCAGGAGAGGGAGGAAUCCGUCCAGGUUUUCAUCUUCUGUAGAAGACAGUGACUCGCCGGUGGCCUCACUUCUUUGAAAGGCGGUUAAGGAAUCCAGUCUCUUUGGGGAAGAAACAGGAAACCAUCCCUGAAAUAACUGACCAGUGGCGCCCUUUGACCCUGACCCCCAUCUUGUGAACCAUGACUCUCUCUCUCAAGGCCUGUUCUCAGCCUGAGGACAUCUUAGGAGGCCUGACUCCAGCUUUUCUGAGUCAUUCAGCCUCCACCAAAGUCAGGACCAUUGCUCUGUAUUCUCCCCUUUACAUGGAGCCUCCUACCUUGGCUUUCAUCCUUAUUCUAGAACUUUCCAAGGACUGGGAGAUUUUCCCAGACCCCGGAGUCCAGGCUGGUGUCUGGUGUUUUUGCUGUUUCUUUUCAAACCUGUUGUGCUGUCCAUUCCCAGGAUGGUCACAUGAUGCUGCUUCAGUGGCCCAUGAAGGUAACACUAAGUGUGAAUUUUCUAAUUCUUCCUCCUCAGACCCUCCAAAGACACACGUGACCCAUCACCCCAUCUCUGACCGUGAGGUCACCCUGAGGUGCUGGGCCCUGGGCUUCUACCCUGAGGAGAUUUCACUGACCUGGCAGCGUGAUGGGGAGGAUCAGACCCAGGACAUGGAGCUUGUGGAGACCAGGCCUUCAGGGGACAGAACCUUCCAGAAGUGGGCGGCCCUGGUGGUGCCUUCUGGAGAGGAGCAGAGAUACAUGUGCCGUGUGCAGCACGAGGGGCUUCAGGAGCCCCUCACCCUGAGAUGGGAACCUCCUCAGCCCACCGUCCCCAUCAUGGGCCUCAUUGUUGGCCUGGCUCUCUUGGUGGUCACUGGAGCCGUGGUGGCUGGAGCUGUGAUCUGGAGGAAGAAGCACUCAGGUAAAAAAGGAGGGAGCUACGCUCAGGCUGCAAGCAGUGACAGUGCCCAGGGCUCUUAUGUGUCUCUCACGGAUCCUAAAGUGUGAGACAGCAGCCUCGUGGGGACUGAGUGAUGCACGGUCCCACUUUGUGGCUUCGGAGCCCUUGACUCUUCUUUCUGCAGCUGCAUCUGAAUGUGUCUGUGAUCCUCAUAGCAUAAUGUGAGGAGGUGGGGAGACUGGCCCACCCCUGCCCACCACGACCCCUCCCCACCCUGACCUGUGUUCUCUUCCCUGAUCCACUUG
This is a messenger RNA of Physeter macrocephalus (sperm whale), 1223 nucleotides long. Its product is annotated as BOLA class I histocompatibility antigen, alpha chain BL3-6-like. Gene Ontology annotation, biological process: antigen processing and presentation of endogenous peptide antigen via MHC class I via ER pathway, TAP-independent; antigen processing and presentation of endogenous peptide antigen via MHC class Ib; positive regulation of T cell mediated cytotoxicity. Gene Ontology annotation, molecular function: signaling receptor binding; peptide antigen binding. The coding region runs from base 216 to 1025 and encodes 269 amino acids. The record is from RefSeq and is a predicted model, not a curated record. The transcript is spliced from 5 exons. Gene Ontology annotation, cellular component: external side of plasma membrane. NCBI's taxonomy places the organism in Eukaryota, Metazoa, Chordata, Mammalia, Artiodactyla, Physeteridae.